CGUGCCAUUUCAGUCGCGCUCGCCUUGCAGAGCAGCUGGACUCGAGCUCAGCUCGUUGGCAUCUUUUGAGGAAUACUCGUCGCCGAAAGAGAGGAAUAAAUAUCUGGAAUUAAUUCGUGAGGCAGGGAACACGCUCAACUUGUUCAGGCUGGAAAGAGGCGACAACAAUUUGCAGAAGACGGACGCAGCCAGGAUGGCCUUGGUGGUGUUGGCAGCAUCCUUCCACGUCCUCCUGAGUCCUGCAUGGACGCAUCACUCCAUCUUGGCAGCACCGCACUCAGUCCUCCAGCUGCCGGUCGAGCCCAGCAAGUCCGACGCCUGCUGUCUGACGUCGCCGCCUCCUCCUCCUCUUCCGCCGCCGCCUCACAGCUGGAAGCAGGGCGACCCCGACGGCAGCAGCAGCACCUUCGCGCCGCCAGCAGUGUUUCGAGGACAAGAGCAGCAAAAUGAACAUCCUGUGAUACCAGGCUGCUCACCGGGGCCCCCGGGACCCCGAGGCCCCGAGGGUGACGCUGGAUUACCCGGUAUAAGAGGAGCCAAAGGCGAAAAGGGAGACAUUGGACGCCCGGGGUCAAAGGGUCGUACUGGAGCACCAGGCCUUCCAGGGAAACAAGGACUUCCAGGGUGGCCUGGGCCGGACGGACCCAAGGGUGAAAAAGGAGAGCUAGGACUCAUGGGAUUACCAGGACUGAAGGGACCACCAGGGAUGAAGGGCAUGCCUGGUUACAGAGGAGAGAAAGGGGACGCAGGAAGUCCAGGAACACCAGGAUUAAAAGGUGAUAAAGGUUCUAUUGGUCUGCCUGGGAUGCUGGGUCAGAAGGGAGAACAAGGACCAAAGGGGGAGCCAGGGGUCCCAGGCAGGCGGGGCCCCACAGGACGACCCGGGAAAAGAGGCAAACAGGGAGUCAGAGGACACACUGGAACCUCCGGACUCCUGGGCCCGCCAGGGUUGCCAGGUCCAAACGGGCCCCCGGGUCCACCUGGUCCACCCGCCGCUGGUGUCUACCUGGCAGGGGAAAAGGGCGAGAAGGGUCUCCCGGGCCCCCCUGCUGCUUGCGAGUGCGACACCUUGGUGGGAGCCAACAGUGCUCCUCUGGGGAGCGGCAGGGACGAGGAGAGCCUGGAGAAAGUCCCCGCAAUAUUUGUGGUGAGCAACAAGGAGGAACUGGAGCGCCUCCAUCUGGACCACGCAAUAGCAUUCAGGAAGGAUCAGAAGGUGCUCUUCUUCAGAGACAAAGAUGGAUGGAAGCCCAUACAGCCCUUCCAGCAGUUCCAGUCCACAGAGAAAGUUCCAGACGGCGUGGGAGCGUGCGGAGACGGGAAGGUGCAGGCCCAGCACGGGGAGGAGUGCGACGAUGGAAACCACCUUGUCUCCGAUUCCUGCCUGAACUGCAGAUGGGCGUACUGUGGGGAUGGUUACCGCCAUGAAGGCAUGGAGGAGUGUGACGGGAAAGACUUUGGCUAUCAGACAUGCAAAUCUUAUCUUCCAGGGUCCUUUGGUCAGCUGACCUGCACCGAGUCCUGCCUCAUCGACUCCACCGGCUGCAAGUUCUUCACCUGAGCUCGUUGUCUUCCGUGAAACUUGUCUUUUGCUCGCUCACCGGGGGACUCCUCCCCGCAAAAAAAGUGACUUGACGGACCGGUAGCAGGAAGACGAGUCUUCUCCAACCUGCUCUGUGCUGCCAGGCGAAGCGCAGGGUUCAGUUUUUGGAUCAUUAUUUGGCUGGCCUCAGGGAUCGGCUCCUUGCAGGGCAAAGGAUUGUGGGGAAACACUGUUCUCGCAGAUAUAGGCCGACUCCUUUUAUAACCACUGAGGGUACUGACACUGGAUGUUUGGAAUCUCCACAAAGCGUUUAUUCACAAAGUGUAAUGCGCAUGAGUGCAUGCAAGUGUGUGCAUUCAAUCAACUUUCAGAAGAAAUGUUUGCAACAAAAAAGUAGCAUGACAAAACACGACCACUGCACAUCAAUAAAGUUGCUCUCCAUUUCCUGCACGCAGCACAAUUGUCGGCGUCAAUACGAUACCAAUCAAAUACAGGUUAGCGAUACAGAUACCCAUUUUAUUUAACUUUUUUUUUUUUUUUUUUUUACCAUUUCCAGAUUUUGCCUUUAAUUUGUCCGACAUUUAUUAUAAUGUACACUUUGUAAAUAGCAUGGCAAUAUCAAUAAUGUAACAAUAUGAACAAUGCAGACAAAAACAGAAAUUUGUGAAACUUGACACAAAGUUACGGUGGCCAGCAAGCCCCAAAAGACAUGAAACGUCACUAAACAACACACAGUGCAGUGGAAACACGACAGUAGUACGAAGCAUCCUAACUUCCCCGACUUAUGCUAGCCUUAAUCUGCGGAAGCAUGGCCAACUUUCUUAUAAACGUCCUGAAGAAAGUAACUUUUUUUUUUAGAAAGAGUUACUUUUUUCCUUUUUUUUAACUCUUUGCAGUAAAUGUGUACAAGAUUCUAGAGCCACUGAUUUAUUUAGCUAUUGUCCACGUCAGGGGUCACCAACGCGGUGCCCGCGGGCACCAAGUAGCCCGUAAGGACCAGAUGAGUAGCCCGCUGGCCUGUUCUAAAAAUAGCUCAAAUAGCAGCACUUACCAGUGAGCUGCCUCUAUUUUUUAAAUUGUAUUUAUUUACUAGCAAGCUGGUCUUGCUUUGCCCGACAUUUUUAAUUCUAAGAGAGACAAAACUCAAAUAGAAUUUUAAAAUCCAAGAAUAUAUUUUAAAGACUUGGUCUUCACUUGUUUAAAUAAAUUCAUUAAUUUUUUUACUUUGCUUGUAACUUUCAGAAAGACAAUUUUA
Entelurus aequoreus (snake pipefish) is the source of this 2798-nucleotide messenger RNA. Its product is annotated as peptidyl-prolyl cis-trans isomerase FKBP14-like. The transcript is spliced from 18 exons. The coding region runs from base 194 to 1561 and encodes 455 amino acids. Gene Ontology annotation, molecular function: calcium ion binding; peptidyl-prolyl cis-trans isomerase activity; heparin binding. The record is from RefSeq and is a predicted model, not a curated record. Lineage: Eukaryota; Metazoa; Chordata; Actinopteri; Syngnathiformes; Syngnathidae.